AAAAGUUUUUACAUUCUUUCUCUCUUCUUCUCUUCUUUUAUUUUUCUGUUUCGUUUGGUGUGUUUGUUUGUUAUCACAUUUCAUCGUGAAGUAAGGGAUUAGAGCAUGACGAAGAAGCAAACUUUGAUCAUAAAACUUAAAAGAUCCAGUACUGGUAGACCUUGGGGAAUCAGAAUUGCCGGAGGGGCUGAUUUGGGCUCACCCAUUGUUGUCACCCGCUCGGAGAACGAGGAGCUCCAGAGGGGUGACGUGAUAAGAAAAAUCGACGAUUACGACGGACGUGAUGUGAGGCAUGUAGACGCCCAGUAUCUUCUACAAAACUCAGAAAGAAUAAAGCUCGUCGUGGAAAGGUCCGAGAAAUCUAAAGCAUCUCGUAUCGACAUUCCUACAACAUCGCCUAUGAUUAGCGGAUCGAUCAUUGGCGACAGGGCUGCGGUUACUAGUCUAGCUAAAUCGGCUAAAAAUCCAGGAGAAUUACCAAAAAGCCCAGUACCACCGGCAUCGUACGAAGAAUUUAUAUCAUCUCCUAUUCCGUCGGAUCGUUUUCAACCACCACACGAACAUCUCGAUGAAGUCCGCGAAGAACGAGCAUAUUUAUCACAGCCAUACCGUACGACUCCUUUAGUCUUGCCUGGUGCUAAGGUUAAAAAGGAUGCCCCCUUGGGAGAAUGCUACCUUCGUCAUCAUCCCAAUCCUAUGAUUCGUGCUGCACCACACCAUUACGAACCAGCUCAUCCUGAAGUAGCUAUGAAACAAAAAGUGGCGGAAACAGUACUUCAACGUGUCUUGGGACCAAAUGAAGUUCCAAAGGUCGUCCACAAACAAUUCAAUUCACCGAUUGGACUAUACUCCGAACAAAAUAUUGCAGAUACUAUCAAAUGUCAGGCAUCGGCCAUACCAACGCCUUACAUCAAAAGUAAUCUGAAUGGAAAUGCAAAUACGAAUGGAAAAGCUGGUCCGAAGGUGUCAGUAAAGUACGAUCCGAGCAAGAGUGAAGCUUACAAGGCCCUUCAAGAAGAAGCUCUCGGUGACACUGUUCAAGAAAGGCAACCGGCACGUACCGGUGUAUUUUCUCCACAAAAAGUCAAUUAUAAUAGGGUUUCUCAUGCUCGGCCGAAAAGUCCUGCUGCAUCAUAUGUAAAUGUUCUUGAUGACGAUGGUGAAAAAAUACAUCAAAGCAACAGCUUCAAGAGGAUUAUGUACAGUGUUCUGGGACAAACCGAUUAUUAAAAUAGUUCCUAAACUGAUAUUAUAUUAUUGAAUAUAUAUAUUUUAUUUAUUGUACUGUGCAAUAAA
Messenger RNA from Polistes dominula (European paper wasp), 1296 nucleotides. RefSeq names its product PDZ_signaling and DUF4749 domain-containing protein Zasp66 (gene Zasp66). NCBI's taxonomy places the organism in Eukaryota, Metazoa, Arthropoda, Insecta, Hymenoptera, Vespidae. Gene Ontology annotation, biological process: muscle structure development; actin cytoskeleton organization. The record is from RefSeq and is a predicted model, not a curated record. Gene Ontology annotation, cellular component: stress fiber; filamentous actin; adherens junction. Gene Ontology annotation, molecular function: muscle alpha-actinin binding; actin binding.